AUACGAAUUUACCAAGUUCGAUAGAAAGUGUAGUGUCAUUCGCAGUCGUUGUAGUUGGUCCUAAUUUCUUUUGAAAGUUCAAUUUUUGUUUCUUACAAAAUAUGGCUCUCUAUUCUCAGAGUAAAAUAUCACGAGGUUUACCUGAUUAUGAAAGAGAAGGAAUUAAGCAAGUCCAUUUCAGUCCUUAUGCUGAUAAUGGAGGGAGUGUGAUUGCUCUUGCUGGUGAUGAUUUUUGCAUAAUUGCUGCAGAUAAUCGACUUAGUACAGGGUAUUCUAUUUGUACUCGAGAACAAGAAAAAUUGUUUCCUCUGUCAAAUACUACUGUUUUAGGUUGUUCUGGUUGUUGGUGUGAUACAUUAAGUUUGACUCGAUUAUUAUCUGCUCGCAUGCAGAUGUAUGAGCAUGAACAUCAGAAAAAGAUGUCAACACCAGCUGUAGCACAAAUGCUCUCAGCUAUGCUGUAUUAUAAAAGAUUUUUUCCCUAUUAUGUCAGUAACGUACUUGCUGGAUUAGAUGAGAAUGGAAAAGGAUGUGUCUAUAGUUAUGAUCCAAUAGGACACUGUGAAAGAUCUACAUAUAGAGCCGGUGGAUCUGCUGGUGCACUUUUACAGCCUCUUCUUGAUAAUCAGAUUGGAUAUAAAAAUCAAGAAGGUAUUGAACCUGAAUUACUUACACAAGAAAAGGCUUUAUUAGUACUGAAAGAUGUUUUCAUAUCUGCUGCGGAAAGAGAUAUUUAUACUGGCGAUGGGAUAAGCAUAAAAAUUAUUACCAAAGACGGUAUAAAAAGUAGCAGUUUCCCAUUGAGAAAGGAUUAAAAUAUUGAAUAUAAUAUAUGAAAUUAUUAUGGUGAUAUAUGAAUAAAGUCUUUGCUUUCAUACAUAUCUUUGAGUUUCACAUAUAAUCAUAAUUACAGAUAUUUAUAUGCAAAUAUUAUAUAAAAAUAAAAUAUCAAUGUUUUUUAUACUAAAAUAUAUACACACACAAAAUAGUUAACGAUCAACUAUUUCUAUCUAUAUAUUAUGGUUUUAUGCUCGUAGAAUGAUCACUAUUUGGUAUUCUAUCAUAAAUUAAUAAUUUUAUUUCAUCAUUGAUUUAUAAUUCAACUCACAGUAUGCAUUAGUAAUUUAUAAUCAGAAUAGAUUCAAUAAAUGUUCAUAUAAAGGUAAUUGAAUAAACUUUAUUGAAUUUAUAAUUAUGAUAUUCUAAUAUGUAUUCAUAAGUAUCACUUGUUUUAUUUUACAGAAAAAGAAACUGUAGCACGUAAUAUCAAAAUAACCAAAGGAAAGAAAGGUAGGUAAUUCAAUUACUUUGUUUCUACCAUCUUUCUUACAGUUUUUGCUGGAGCAAUAUAUAAGGAUAGAAAGUAAAGAUUCCAACUCCCCCGAGAUUCACUUCUUCGUCCCGGGGGCUAUUAAUGGUUUCCCACGAUCCUUUCCCCUCAAUUUUAUGCCAAGUACUCGCUCAAUUUUACCAAUAACCAUUUGAUUGGGGAUUCCACGGCCUGCUUCGUAAUCAUUUAUUACUUGUGCCUUUUCAUUCACUUUCUGUAAAACAAGAAAACAUAUUUGAUUAAUAACAUUAAGUAUAACUAUAAACGUAAUAUAACAAUUACUUUUCAAGUUAUAAUCACAAGACACCAAAUAUUACCAUUCAGAAGUAAUUAGCUAAUUUAUUGUUAUCUAACAAUUAGCUAAUUAAAUCAACGCACCUUAAAAUGAUGACUUACUUCAAUAGUUUUUCAUCAUUUUAUACUACUUAAAAUUUCUUGUGUUUAUAAUUGCUUUGCAUUUUUUUUUUUUUUUAUGAUGCACACAGAUCAAUCUUUAAUAAAAGUUUUACAAUACA
Messenger RNA from Vespa velutina, 1845 nucleotides. RefSeq names its product proteasome subunit beta type-1 (gene Prosbeta6). Bases 102 to 815 code for a protein of 237 amino acids. The transcript is spliced from 4 exons. Gene Ontology annotation, cellular component: proteasome core complex. NCBI's taxonomy places the organism in Eukaryota, Metazoa, Arthropoda, Insecta, Hymenoptera, Vespidae. The record is from RefSeq and is a predicted model, not a curated record.